GUCAAUGCCAAAAGCCACGCAAGUAUUUAUUAUUUAUACACAAUUCUAACAUUCCAAGUAUACGUAAAUUCUACCGGCUUUAAUAAUGGGAAUGACAAAUUUAGAACGUUGGCUAAUGUAUCUUUCAUUAUUUGCGAUACCGUAUCUAGCCAUAGUGACAGGAUUUUUGCAGGCGCCAGUUUUAACUAAAUGGGAAAUAGAGAUUCAGUUACUGCCACUUGUGUUAUUGGUAUUAUUUGGAGUUUACUCCGCUACUGUGGUACUCUAUCGCACAUUUACAUUUAACGAUUGCCCAUACGCUGCUAAAGAAUUGCAGGAGCAGAUUGAACUGGCACGGAAAGAUUUAAAAACAAAAGGUUUUACCUUUCGCUAAUGAAAACAUGUUUAUAAGCUGACUGAGUUUCCUUGCGUAUUCAGUGGGAAAUGUAAUUGAAAACGUAAAAUAAAUGUAAAAUGUAAUUUUAUGCUUAAGAGAGAUUACUGAAUGUGUAUUCAGUAUAUGUAUACAUAUGAAUGUAAGCACUAAUUGAAUUAAGGCAUUUGUAACAGGUUGUUGUAUGCAAAUUAAAUAAUAAUAAUUAACUAAAAUUCCAUAAUUACAUUUAAUAUUGAAAUGUAAGAGUUUCCAUGAUAAAUAAAUAAAUACUUUGAUGUGAAA
Molecule: messenger RNA, 658 nt
Organism: Ceratitis capitata (Mediterranean fruit fly)
Lineage: Eukaryota; Metazoa; Arthropoda; Insecta; Diptera; Tephritidae
Gene: Dpm3
Product: dolichol-phosphate mannosyltransferase subunit 3
Exons: 2
Coding region: 86-373 (95 amino acids)
Biological process (GO): GPI anchor biosynthetic process
Cellular component (GO): endoplasmic reticulum membrane; dolichol-phosphate-mannose synthase complex
Source: RefSeq, a predicted model, not a curated record